This is a messenger RNA of Papaver somniferum (opium poppy), 2057 nucleotides long. Its product is annotated as small RNA degrading nuclease 5-like. The record is from RefSeq and is a predicted model, not a curated record. The transcript is spliced from 14 exons. Gene Ontology annotation, molecular function: exonuclease activity; nucleic acid binding. Gene Ontology annotation, cellular component: nucleus. The coding region runs from base 87 to 1838 and encodes 583 amino acids. NCBI's taxonomy places the organism in Eukaryota, Viridiplantae, Streptophyta, Magnoliopsida, Ranunculales, Papaveraceae.
CCUCUUUUUCUCAAUUCAAUUCUCCUUCGAAGUUCGAACCUGAAGCACACAUCUCUGUGAAUCCACUAAACUGAGAAGAGAAGAAGAUGAGUUCUCCAUGUGAGAAACUCGACGGAGAUACCAUACCUAAAGAAGUUAACGAAGAAAUUGAUACCACCACUACCGCCGCCGCCACCACCACUACCACCACCAACGAUUGCAAUACCUUCUUAAAUAAUUUUUACGGGCCUGAAGCAAAAGCAGAUGUGGAAUUUAAAACGACUGGGGCUAACUCAACAUUGAAUCUUGAAGAUGUUCAAGGGCUUGUAACAUGGGUGCUUUCUGAAGGGACCAUGCCUUCUUGGAUCUUUAUAAAGAACAAGCCCCUCAUACCCAAAGUGGUUCUGCUGUAUGUUCCAGGUCUUGAUGCAGCUUUGUUCAUGUCAAAGUCCAGGCUUUUGGCUGGGCUGAAAGAAAUUUGUUGGAAUCCCAGACCUGUUUUAGCUCUGAGUUGUGUAUCAGACGGGAUGCAGACAAUAGAUGCGUUAUUAACAGCGAAGUUAAAGAGAAAGCGGGAGCCAUGUACUCUGGAUAUCAAGGAGUCUGAUCAAGCAGAAGAACCAGAUCAAAGUUCAAAUUCAGUCAGUCUGUCCAGAAAAAAAAGCUUAAAAGAUAUACCAUUUCCUAUUUCUUAUUAUACGCUUACACCAAGAGAGUUGGAGGACAACGGAUACUGUAACACUCAUCCAGACUUUGUCUCAACUGUUCCAACUCCUUUAGGAUCUUCUCCUCAUGAAAUACUUGCACUCGACUGUGAGAUGUGUAUCACAGCUAUGGGAUUUGAGCUUACUCGGGCAACUCUUGUGGAUAUUGAAGGACGGGUUCUGUUGGACAAGCUGGUCAAACCUACAAAUGAAAUUACCGACUAUAAUACGAGAUACAGUGGAAUCACAUGUGAAAUGCUAAAUGGGGUGACUACGACACUUCAAGAUAUUCAGGCGGAAUUUCUUAAUUUAGUUCAUCAAGAGACGGUUCUAGUUGGCCAUUCUUUAGAAAAUGACCUGUUAGCGCUGAAAUUAAUUCAUAAAUUAGUAAUCGAUACCGCUGUACUGUACAAAAAUCCACAUGGCGGAAAUUAUAAGUGUGCUCUGCGAGUGCUUGCGAGGAGAUUUCUUUGUAGAGUAAUCCAGGAUUCAGGAAAUGGACAUGACAGUGCUGAAGAUGCAAGAGCUGCACUGGAACUAGCAUUUUUGAAAUUUAGACAUGGACCUGAAUUUGGUGCUGCUCCCUCGCUCACAAGGAAGAAGCUGCUUACAAUCUUGGGUGAAAGUGGCAAAGCGUGCUCCGUUAUUGAUGAUGUUUCCAUAGUGAAGCGAUAUGCUACUGGAUCUUCUCAUGCAUUUCCAGUGUCAUGUGAUGAUGAAGCUCUUUCAAAGGCCAGCAAGGAGGUAAAAAAUGACAAGGUACACUUUAUUUGGAGCCAGUUUUCCGAGUUGAAUUCGUUUUACAAGAGACAAGCAGACGAUACAGAGAAGGUGAAUGUGAAAGUUGCACAAAUGAUAGCUUCGCUUACAUGUCAUAACAAAUCCAAGGGUCUUCGAUACCCUAUCUCACCUGAACUGAAGGCCGUCUUAAAGCGCACAGAUACUAGGAUCCAAAGCCUAUAUGCUGCCUUACCUACAAAUUCAAUGCUUAUCUUAUGCACCGGUCAUGGAGAUACAGCAAUUGUCAAAAGACUGCGGAAAAUGCUGGGAGAGCAGAAGGAUUUCCCAGCUGGGCGCGAGAAAUUGAUAAAAGUUCUGGAAGAACUCCAGGCACAAUCUGAAGUUGCUCUUUGUUUUGUCCGUGUCAAGAAUUAGUAAUCACUUUGAUUCCCAUGGCAGAUAAUGAUUUUACAAGUGUAUCUAUAGCAUCUCAAGAGGAGCAGUUUUGAUAGUUUAGGGUGAGAGCAAUUAUUGAUAGAGAGAGCUAGGGAGGGUUUUCCCUAUCAAAUGUAAUUUAUUUAUGUUGUACUAUUAUUAACACAAUUGAUUGACAGUAAAAUGUUAUGGUUUCACUGCACCAAAUUGUUGUUACAC